Pollicipes pollicipes is the source of this 2087-nucleotide messenger RNA. Its product is annotated as serine palmitoyltransferase 2. Gene Ontology annotation, biological process: ceramide biosynthetic process; sphingosine biosynthetic process. Gene Ontology annotation, molecular function: pyridoxal phosphate binding; serine C-palmitoyltransferase activity. Lineage: Eukaryota; Metazoa; Arthropoda; Thecostraca; Pollicipedomorpha; Pollicipedidae. The transcript has 10 exons. The record is from RefSeq and is a predicted model, not a curated record. Gene Ontology annotation, cellular component: serine palmitoyltransferase complex. Bases 204 to 1805 code for a protein of 533 amino acids.
CGUUUGUGGGCGGGGGCACACUCGGUUUUCAUAUUCACAAACAUAAUCGUCAGUGGUGUUACACCUUCGUCUGUGAUCGUCGUCUCUAGUAUUUCAAGUGCCUCGUGGUAUGUGAUUGUCAAGAGGCUGUUGACCGGCUCAGAAAUAAUUUGCGAUACUUCGCUCUUUAGCGACUGGCAAAUCGCGGUUCCAUUUUGAACGUAAUGACGGCUGAACAGAAGAGAAAUGGACUUGAAGUGAAGCCCGUGAAGAACGGUCACGUCAAGGGUCACGCGACACAUAGUCUCCAUAAUGGGGCGCCGCCACCGUCGCCGCCGGCCCGGCCGCGACCCAGCUCCACAGAGAAGAUCGAGGAGUGUACCCUGUGGGUGGCCUUCAUCACCUACCUGGCCUACUUCAUCCUGGUGACGGUCGGCUACGUCAAGGAGUUCUUCUUCCCCGUGCACCAGAAGGAGAAGGACAGGCAGGGCUACACGCCGCUGUACUCGAGCUUCGAGAGCUUCUACAUCCGCAACGUGUACCGGCGCAUGUCCGACUGCUUCAACAACCCGCUGGCCAGCUGUCCGGGCGGCGAGAUUGACAUCCAGGUCCGCGAGACGCUCGACUACGGCUUCAGUUACAGACGCACGGGCGCCCUCAACCGGUGCACCAACUUCGGCUCCUACAACUACCUGGGCUUCGCCGAGAAGAGCGGACCCUGGACCGACUCGGCCGAGCGGCUGCUGCGCCAGAAUGGCGUCUCUUCGUGCGCCACGCGGCUCCAGCUGGGCAGUCAGCAGUGCCAGCACGACCUAGAGUCGCUGGUGGCCGAGUUUCUUGGCGUAGAGGAGGCCGUGACGUUCGCCAUGGGCUUCGCCACGAACGCGCUCAACAUCCCGACGCUGGUGGGGCGCGGCUGCCUGGUGCUGAGUGACCAGCUGAACCACGCCUCGCUCAUCCUGGGCCUGCGCCUCUCCGGCGCCACCAUCAACGUCUUCAAGCACAACGACGUGCACGACCUGGAGCGGAAGCUACGGCGUGCAAUCGUGGAAGGUCAUCCGCGCACGCACCGGCCGUGGAAGAAGAUACUGAUCGUGGUCGAGGGUAUCUACAGCAUGGAGGGCUCCAUCUGCCGCCUGCCCGAAAUAAUCGAACUCAAGAAGAAGUAUAAGGCGUACCUGUACCUGGACGAGGCGCACAGCAUCGGAGCGCUGGGGCGCUCGGGCCGUGGCGUCACCGAGUACUGGGGCUGUGACGCGCGCGACGUCGACGUCCUCAUGGGCACCUUCACCAAGAGCUUCGGCGCCGUCGGCGGCUACAUGGCCGGCAGCAAGCGGCUGAUCGCACACGUGCGCCGGCACAGCCACAGCAUGCACUACGCGGCGACGCUACCGCCGCCGGUGGCCGGCCAGAUAUCGGCUGUGGUGCGCGAGCUGAUGGGUCGCGGCGGCGGCACCGGCCUCGGCCUGGCGCGCAUCCGGCGCCUGGCCGACAACACGCGCUACUUCCGCAAGCGGCUUAGUCAGAUGGGCUUCAUCCUGUACGGCAGUGACGACUCGCCGGUGGUGCCGCUGCUAAUCUUCCUGCCGGCCAAGGCGGCGGCGUUCUCCCGCGAGCUGUUCAAGCACAACAUCGCCACCGUGAUCGUGGGCUUCCCGGCGACGCCGAUCCUGACUGUGCGCUGUCGCUUCUGCAUCUCGGCCGCCCACACCAAGGAGAUGCUGGACAAGAUUCUGGAGCUGAUCGACAAGGUCGGGGACGAGCUGGAGAUCAAGUACUCGCGCCGGCCUCGCUCCAACGUCCACAUCGAGUACGGCCGCUGCUAGCGGGCCCAGAGCGGAGCGGCCGCCGACCGUGCCGGUCGUUCGGAGCGGUGGGCGUCAGCUCGGCUUCGAGCCGGCUGCGCCGCUGGGUACCGCUCGGCUGCCCACCUAUUGUGAUACUGCGGGUAGGCGCAGCUGAGCUGAGGCGGCGGGAACGCCCCUUGCGCGCGGCUUUCUCCUGGCGCAUUGUCGCCGCUGCCUUCGUCUGUCGCGUGUUUGGGCGGGUGGCGCCCCGGCCCGUUCUGUCGUCCGCCCUGCCCCGCCGCCGCCGCCGCCGCCCGUGCC